UGGGUUCACGACUCCCGCCAUUAUUGUAAUAAUCAGCACCAAAAAACAGAUGAAUUAAUCUUCUGCGUAUUUUCACGAUGUCAAAUUUACACAUCGACAAAGAUGCGUUUAACAGAAGAAUCAAGCGUCUAUACACCGCUUGGAAUAAAGCAGGGGGAAACGAUCCAUUGGCACAGUCAGAUGCAUUAGUUGCAGCUGUUGGAGUGGAUGAAGAGAUUGUCUACUCUAAAUCAACUGCAUUACAGACUUGGUUAUUUGGAUAUGAAUUAACAGACACAAUUGUUGUUAUUGCUGAAAAGAAGAUUAUCAUAUUGGCCAGUAAAAAGAAGAUCGAAUUUCUUAAACAAGUUGAAAAUUCAAAAGAUACUGAAAAUGGAUCUCCAGCAGUCAAGUUACUUACAAGGGAUAAGGGAGACAAAGACAAAGCCAAUUACCAAAAAUUAAUUGAGGCAAUUAAAGAAAGCAAACAGGGUAAAACAGUUGGAGAGUUUGUUAAAGAUAAGUUUCCAGGAGAGUUUAUGGAUGGAUGGAGAAAUUCUCUUAAAGGAGAAGGUUUUGUAAAGGUUGAUAUUAGUGCAUCAUUAGCCUAUGAGAUGUCAAUAAAAGAGGAGUCAGAACUAAAACUGAUGCAGAAAGCCAGUCAAAUCACAUGUGAUGUAUUUGCUAAGUAUCUUCGAGAUCAAAUUAUGGAAAUCAUUGAUGCUGAAAAGAAAGUAAAGCAUUCAAAACUUGCUGAUGGUGUUGAACAAGCUUUACAAAAUAAGAAAUUUGUAUCAGGAGUUGAUCCAGCUAAUUUGGACAUGUGUUACCCAGCAAUUAUUCAGAGUGGUGGAAAAUACAGUCUGAAAUUUAGUACAGUCAGUGAUGAUAACAACAUAGAUUUUGGAACAAUAAUAUGUGCUAUGGGUGUUCGUUACAAGUCCUACUGUGCUAACAUUGUAAGAACAUUAAUGGUGGAUCCAUCAGACAAACAACAGAAAGAUUAUGAAUUUCUUCUCAGUGUAGAGGAUGCUAUUAUGGAAAAACUUAAAGAAGGAGAGAAAAUGAGUUCAGUGUAUGAACAUGCAGUAAGCUUUGUAAAGAAAGAACGAUCAGAAUUAGUUGAUAAAAUGACAAAGAGUAUUGGGUUUGCUAUGGGUAUAGAAUUCAGAGAAGGAUCAUUGUUGUUAUCUGGAAAGAAUAACUUGAGAAUUAAGAAAGGAAUGACAUUCAACAUCAAUGUAGGAUUUGCUGAUUUAAAAGAUGGUGAUAAGAAGUAUGCUUUGUUCAUUGGUGACACAGUAAUGGCAAAUGCGGGGUCAGCAGCAUCAUUGAUGACCACACAAAAGAAAAGAAUCAAACAUGUUGGAAUCUUCCUGAAGGAUGAAGAUGAUGAUGAGGAGGAAGAGGAAGAAAAAGAGGAUGAGCCAGUUCUUUUAGGGCGGGGCCAUAGAAAUGCUGUUUUAGACAGCAGGACAAGGAUGGAUAUGACAACAGAAGAAAAAAGACAAAAGCACCAGAAAGAAUUACGAGAGAAAUUAAAUGAAGAGGCAUUGCAAAGAUUAAAAGGAAUGAAAACAGGCACAGAAGAUAAAAAAGUGCGGAAGUCAAAUAUUUCUUACAGUAAACCAUCAUGGCUCCCUCAUGAUUCAGAAGUUAGGGACCUCCAGUUAUUUGUUGAUAGAAAGUAUGAGACUGUCAUCUUACCUGUCUUUGGUAUACCAACACCAUUUCAUAUUGCUACAAUAAAGAACAUAAGUCAGUCAAUAGAAGGCGACUACACAUAUCUCCGUAUAAAUUUCUAUCAUCCUGGAUCAUCUCUUGGUAGAAAUGAAGGAAAUGUUUUUCCUCAACCAGAUGCUACCUUCCUUAAAGAAAUUACCUACAGAAGUUCAAACACCAAAGAGCCAGGAGAAAUAUCUGCUCCAUCAUUAAAUUUGAAUACAGCAUUCAGAUUGAUUAAAGAAGUACAGAAAAAGUUUAAAACCAGAGAGGCAGAGGAAAGGGAAAAAGAGGGUAUUGUUAAACAAGACACACUUGUUAUCAAUCCAAACAGAGGAAAUCCAAAAUUAAAAGACCUAUAUAUCAGACCAAAUAUUGUAUCAAAGAGAAUCUCAGGAACAUUGGAAGCCCAUACAAAUGGAUUUAGGUUUACUUCAGUGAGAGGAGAUAAAGUUGAUAUCCUAUAUAACAACAUCAAAAAUGCUUUCUUCCAGCCUUGUGAUGGAGAAAUGAUAAUCUUGCUACAUUUCCAUUUGAAGCAUGCCAUUCUGUUUGGCAAGAAGAAACACAUUGAUGUAGAGUUUUACACAGAAGUUGGAGAAAUCACAACAGAUCUUGGGAAACACCAGCACAUGCAUGACCGUGAUGAUUUACAUGCUGAACAGGCUGAGAGAGAAUACAGACAGAAGUUAAAGUCUGCAUUUAAAGGUUUCUGUGAAAAGGUGGAAAACAUAACAAAACAGGAGGUAGAAUUUGAUACACCAUUCAGAGAACUAGGAUUCCAUGGAGUACCAUUUAGAUCCACAGUAUUGUUACAACCAACUAGUGGAUGUCUGGUUAACCUUGUAGAGUGGCCUCCAUUUGUGAUAUCAUUAGAUGAAGUUGAAUUGGUGCAUUUUGAACGUGUGCAGUUCCAUUUGAAGAAUUUUGAUAUGGUAUUUGUGUUCAAAGAUUACAGUAAAAAAGUAGCAAUGGUGAACUCAAUUCCAAUGCAAAUGUUGGAUCAUGUCAAGGAAUGGCUGAAUUCCUGUGAUAUUCGAUACUCAGAGGGAGUUCAGAGUUUGAAUUGGUCUAAGAUUAUGAAGACAAUUACAGAUGAUCCAGACGGAUUCUUUGACAGUGGUGGAUGGUCUUUCUUAGACCCAGAAAGUGAUGCUGAAGCUGAUGAUGGUGAUGAUUCAGAAGAAGAUGAACAUUAUGAACCCUCUGGCGAUGAUGAUUCUGCUGAGGAAAGCAGCGAUUAUAGUGAGGAAAGUGACUGGGAAGGAGAAGAGGAAGACUCAGAAGAAGGAGAAGACGAUCUUGGUUCAAGUGAAGAAAGUGGUAAAGAUUGGGAUGAACUUGAAGAGGAGGCAAGAAGAGCCGAUGCUGAUGCUGAGAAUCCGUAUGCUGAGGCAGCACCUGCAAGACACAUAUCAUCUAAACAUCACCACAAAUCAUCACAUCACCAUAGCAGUAGUAGUAGCCACCACAAACCCAGUAGUGGUAGCCACCACAAACCCAGUAGUGGUAGCCACCACAAACCCAGCAGUGGUAGCCACCACAAACCCAGUAGUAGUAGCAAACGUAAACGGUCAGAUAGUGGAAGUCACGAUAGAAAGAAAGAUAAAAAGAAAAGACAUUAAAAUAAUGAAAACAAAUUGCGAAUAUUUAUAACGCAAUAAGAACAUAAGAACAAAUGAUCAAAGACAAAAUAAAAGCAAAAGUUGUAAUUAAUAUGUAAAGUAUAUGUUGUUUGAAAUCUUAUACUAGUGUCUCACUUUUUCUGAUAUACUGUUAGACAAUUUAAAAACUAUGAGUAUCAUGAGUUAUGUAUAUACUUAAAAAAAAUCUUUACUGGUUUCAUCAUAGUGUACUUAUGUAUUAUAUUACCAAAUAGCCCAGGAUAUUGAAUUAUUACAUAAAAGACCGUAGGUUGUAUAUGUAGAGAAUGUGAUAUCCACCUGAAUAUAAAUACUUAAGUUGUCAUUUUUGCUUUCCAUGCAAUAUGAAUAAUGUGAGGAGACGCAUAUGGACUGUCAGGGGCCAAACAAAGGAUAAAAAUGAACAGAAAGUUUAUAGUGCUUGUAUUCUGUUAAUAAAUACAUAGUUUCAUCAAA
Molecule: messenger RNA, 3800 nt
Organism: Mytilus californianus (California mussel)
Lineage: Eukaryota; Metazoa; Mollusca; Bivalvia; Mytilida; Mytilidae
Product: FACT complex subunit SPT16-like
Exons: 25
Coding region: 78-3326 (1082 amino acids)
Biological process (GO): transcription elongation by RNA polymerase II; positive regulation of transcription elongation by RNA polymerase II
Cellular component (GO): FACT complex
Molecular function (GO): nucleosome binding
Source: RefSeq, a predicted model, not a curated record